AUGGAAACUAAAAAAAUAAAGAGAAAAAUCAAAAACGUUCCAAUUGCAUUACCCAAAUAAUCCCUGACCAGAUCAGCACAAUUUGCAUCAUAAGUAAUGUAAAUAUCAUAUGAAGAAUAGCGUUAAUGCUGGAAUAAGUGUAUUAUUAAGUGGCAAAUUGUAAUUAAAUUAUCCACUAUACCAUUAAUCUCUAAUAACAUGUAGAAGAUAUUGUUAUAUCCAUCAUGGUCAACAUUUGACACUUGA
Molecule: messenger RNA, 246 nt
Organism: Paramecium octaurelia
Lineage: Eukaryota; Ciliophora; Oligohymenophorea; Peniculida; Parameciidae
Source: the annotation of a GenBank genome assembly